This is a messenger RNA of Medioppia subpectinata, 1509 nucleotides long. The record is from the annotation of a GenBank genome assembly. Lineage: Eukaryota; Metazoa; Arthropoda; Arachnida; Sarcoptiformes; Oppiidae.
AUGGUUUUUGCUAAACCAUACGCCAGAAUGAAGCUAAUGAUUGUUGGCGUUCAGGGCAUCGGAAAGACUUCUCUUUUGGAACUGCUUAGACAAGAGGGCGGCGGUUCUUAUAAGCGAAAACCUCCCGAACAUUGGGCCAAACGAAUGGGUAAUAAGAACGUGAAUAUGAAGACUCCGCGAGGAGUGACGCUCUCAACGGUUGGCGUCGAUGUCUGCGAAUGGACUUUCGAGAAGAAAGUGAGAGGACAGCCAUCCUUUGGCGCCGUUUCCUUUAGGACGUGGGAUUUCGGGGGUCAACGCGAGUAUUACGCGACUCAUCAGUAUUUCCUGUCGAAGAGAUCUCUAUAUUUAGUCGUCUGGAAGAUUAUUGACGGCGAGAGAGGUGUCGACGGAAUAUUCCAGUGGUUGGUCAACAUCCAGGCGCGCGCUCCCAACUCUCCCGUCAUUAUAGUUGGCACUCAUUAUGAUUUGGUUAAGGAAUACUUUCCGCCCUUUUAUGCCGAAGAAUUGCAGCAAAAUAUACGCCAGAGGUUUAUGAAUGUCGUCGACCCCGACAAGUGUGGUCUUCCGCGAGUCAUCGACUCCAUUGAAAUCAGUAUCAAAACUAAACAUAAUAUAAAACUCUUAUGUAAUCUCAUUUACGACACUGUGUUUGAGUUGAGAUGUCCGGGAAGUAAAGAGCGUCUACUCGAACAGAGAGUUCCGGCCACUUAUCUGGCGCUCGAAGACGUCGUUUCCUAUUUAGCAUUGGAGCGAAAACAAGAGGGAAAGGAUCCGGUGUUGCGUUCGGAACAAUACAAGACAGCAGUGAUCGGAGAAAUGAUGAAUCGAUACGGAAUGACAUUCAGAGAUAUGUCUGAAUUACAUUCCGCCACAAUAUUUCUCCACGAAAACGGAGUUCUACUUCAUUACGAAGACUCCACUCUUAAGGAUAUAUAUUUUCUUGACCCGCAGUGGCUCUUCGAUAUGUUGGCACACGUGGUCACCAUAAGGGAGAUUAAUCCUUACGCCCAAAAUGGUCUUAUGAAGAUUGAAGACUUGAAACAAUUGUUUAAGCUAUCGAAGUGCGCGCCGACAGACGCUCAGACAUAUUUACUUAAUCUACUCAACAAGUUUGAAGUGGCGGUCACGUGGGACAGCCGUACUCUUCUCAUCCCAUCCCUAUUGCAUGGCGAAGAAGAUCUGCGCGCAGGGCUUCCCGGCUGUGAUGUUAGGAUUCCCGUGCGUUCGAGGGGUUGGGCUCUCAGAAAAGGUUCCGACAAUUUAUCGACCAAUACAUUGACAAUCAAUUUCCAGACACACCCUCUCUUCGAUGCGCCAAAAAUUCCUCCCAUUUUAUGCGUCGAAGAAAUUCAAGUAUCGAUUCCACAGACGCCUCAAUCCGUGAACAAAAAACAAAUACAAUGUACUGUUCGUGUGAUUACUCGACCAAAACAUUCUGUCCAUCGACUUCUUUUGAUGACAUACUUUCCCAGCGGUUUCUGGUCUCGACUUAUGGCCCGUAUUUUA